AUCGUCAGCAUUUAUUACAUCUAUAAAAACAUGGCCUAAAAGUUAAAUUUUAUAGUAUAUGAACAUCAGCAUGGGAGCUACACUAUAUACAGUGUUAUUUUUUAUGUUACUAGUACAUGUGAAUACCAAAUCACCUCCCAAGCCGAAAUUGAGCAGCGAGGCGAAAGAUGAUGACGACGAGAAUACUUUUGAUCAUAUUAUAAAACAAAACGAAGCCCUCAGAAAAAUCAACAAAGAUGCUUUCUCAUCAGGACCUGAAACAUUCGAAGGGGACAUUAUCAUGACAGAUAAACUACAAAAAACAAUAGAAGAAAUGCGAAUUCGUUCUGAGGCUGGCAUGAGCACAUUUGAUGCGAUUACUGGAGGGGUGUGGCCGAAUGGAGAGGUACCAUACAAAUUUGCACCAGGUUUUAGUUACCAAAAUGCUGUAUAUCAAGCCAUCAAAGAAUUCGAAGCUAAAACCUGUAUCAAAUUAAAACCUUACACUGCAGCACUCGCUAGAAAAGCUGGUGGUUAUGUCGAGUUUAUGCACGGAGGAGGAUGUUUAUCAUAUGUUGGAAGGCAACGAGGAAAACAACAAAUUUCAUUGGGUAGAGGCUGUGGUACCAAGGGUGUGGCCGUGCAUGAAAUUAUGCACGCUUUAGGAUUUUACCACGAACAAUCUAGAAGGGACCGUGAUGGUUAUAUUACUAUUAAUUGGAAUAACAUUCCAAAAAAUCUAUGGUACGCGUUUCAAAAGUACAAACCAGGUGGAGCGUCUUACUUGGGUGAACCCUAUGACAAGCAAUCUGUAAUGCAUUAUGGGAACUAUGCCUUCAGCAACAACCGCCAAAAGACAAUUGUAUCCAAAAGUAACCCAAACGAACGAUUGGGGCAAAGAAAUGGUCUCAGUCCUAUAGAUGUAAAUCAGCUAAAUAAAUAUUACAAAUGUGGAGGAGGACCAACAAUAACAAACCCUCCACCGACAGCUUGCAAUAAUUUAUAUCCGUUCUGUAAAGUAUUAACAAAAUGGUGUACAAACCAAUGGGUUAAAGGAAAUUGUAAAGACUCCUGCAACCUUUGCAACAAACCCCCUCCACCACCAUGCAAUGAUAAAGACAAAAGUGGCAACUGCGGAUACUGGACACGAGCUGGAUAUUGUAAACAUAAAGAAUAUAAAGGAUUUAUGCAAGAUAACUGUAAAAAAAGUUGUAAAUUAUGUUAGAACUUAAAAGAAUAUGAUUCUGUAUAUUAACUAUUAGUUUUAAGGCA
Hydractinia symbiolongicarpus is the source of this 1251-nucleotide messenger RNA. RefSeq names its product zinc metalloproteinase nas-4-like. NCBI's taxonomy places the organism in Eukaryota, Metazoa, Cnidaria, Hydrozoa, Anthoathecata, Hydractiniidae. Gene Ontology annotation, molecular function: metalloendopeptidase activity; zinc ion binding. The transcript has 9 exons. The coding region runs from base 59 to 1204 and encodes 381 amino acids. The record is from RefSeq and is a predicted model, not a curated record. Gene Ontology annotation, biological process: proteolysis.